Molecule: messenger RNA, 819 nt
Organism: Gaeumannomyces tritici R3-111a-1
Lineage: Eukaryota; Fungi; Ascomycota; Sordariomycetes; Magnaporthales; Magnaporthaceae
Exons: 2
Coding region: 1-819 (272 amino acids)
Source: RefSeq, a predicted model, not a curated record
AUGCCUUCCAACGCCGACGAGAAGCCAUUCCUCCACUACACCGACGACGAGGCGCAAUGCGGGGAGCCGAGUACCGCCACGCCAUUUGAGGCGGCCGAGUCGAAGAGGAGGUGGAGGCGAGCAGUGAGGCCUGUGGUCUCGCACUCGCUCGUCUUCGUCCUCACCUCGCUGCUCUGGAUCUUCCUCGUCCUCCCCCACAGCCCGCGCGCGUCGUGCACGAAGCCGUCGUCGUCCCCGCCGACCCCGAGCGGCAGUAAGCACUCGCACGCGGGCGCGCACGCCGUGGACCUGGCGGCGCCCCUGCCGCACGGGGCAGCGGCGUCGUCAUCUCCGUCGUCGUCACCGUUGCAUAACGCGACGUCGGGCGCGGCCUUUGUCAGCUGUGGCGCCUCGACGGCCGAGGCCAAGGCCAGUGGCUGCCGCUACGACAUGCUGCUCAACCACUGGGUCGCGCCCGCCUGCACCUCGCGCGAGUGGGAGGACGAGUACGCCGACGACGGGACGUGGUACGGGUACCGCGACGAGGCGCGCGCCCACCGCAUCGAGGGCGGGCCCGCCGCCCUCGGGGAGAUGGACCACUACUACACGUCGCAGCGAGACCACAUCAACCACUGCGUCCAGAUGUGGCGGCGCCAGUACGUCGCGCUGUUCGAAGGCCGCAACAUUGACGAGAUCACGGCCAGCUGGGGUCACACCGAGCACUGCUCCCAGUUCCUGCUUGACGUCACGGACCGCUUCAAGGAGUACUACGAGGAGCCCAUCCUGGUGGAGGUUGGCUGGACCGGCUGCUGGGUUAAAGAGAAACCCAAAGGGCUGUAA